Messenger RNA from Podarcis raffonei (Aeolian wall lizard), 6853 nucleotides. RefSeq names its product ITPR interacting domain containing 2 (gene ITPRID2). Lineage: Eukaryota; Metazoa; Chordata; Lepidosauria; Squamata; Lacertidae. Gene Ontology annotation, molecular function: signaling receptor binding. The transcript is spliced from 18 exons. The coding region runs from base 1947 to 5621 and encodes 1224 amino acids. The record is from RefSeq and is a predicted model, not a curated record.
AAAACAAGUGUUCCCAAGCUUGGGUCUCCAACUGAAGGUCUCCCCAUUCAUGCUUCAAUGGCAGCAGGUCUACUCUGAAUUUCUGUUGUCUUCCGAAGUUUUACAGCCAAGUUUCAGCCAUCUACACCCCAGUCACACCUAUGAAACUCAAGUCACACGGUUACUGUUGCAAUGUCACCAUCACGUUUUUUACUUGAUGUUAUCUUCUGGCCGGCCCUUUCGGAGACUCCCAUGUACUUCGAAUCAGUCUAUAAGCAACACACCCACCCCAGUUUUGUUUGAAUCAGGUGACUGAGUAAGCCGGGGUGCCGAAGACGGAGUCAAAUCACCCAGGGGAAAGUAGAGCACAGCAGGGUGGGCGUUCGAUAGCCCAGCUGGUAGAACAUGAGACUCUGAACUCUCAGGAUUGCGGGUUCCAGCCCCACAUUGGGCAAAAAAGAUGUCUGCGUUGCAGGGGCUUGGAAUAGAUGAACCUCGUGGUCCUUUCCAACUCAACCGGAAGAGCGGGAGACUCUUAAUCACAGGGUCGUGGGUUCGAGACUCAAACUGGUCAAAAAAAGAUUUCUGAAUUGCUGCGGUUUGGACUAGGUGACCCUCGCGGUCCCUUCCAACGCUGCAAUUCUUUGAUGCCUCCGGCCACUACGAGCACCCCUGUCCCAGCCCCAGGCUUUGUUUAUUUUUCAAGCGACACCGCCAGCAGGAGGAGAUGAGCGCGCCUCUCGCCUCGGGUCCCCGUCACGUGGGCUGCUGCCGGAGCAGUAGUCAAACUCUCCUCCCGACAGCUACGGUAUGAGGAAGUCGGGGAGAGGCGCGCUCGCCUCGCUGUUCUCCUGAUCCCGAGAGCAGCGAGGGCGGAGAAGACGAGGACGUGAGUACCGCGCUGUCCUUGGAGUGCGGGUGUGUGAGGAGGGAUUUGGCAGGGUCCCUUCCUUCCUCCUGAUCGCGGUGGAGGCGCCCGGGGGAGGGGACCUUCCUUGGCAGCCCUGGCGUUCCCUCCCCUGGGUUAGGACACCGCGCCUUCUUAAGUGCCCUCUUCCCCCUUGUCACCACCGGGACGCUGGAGGAGGAGGAGCCGGAUCCUGCCUCCCAACACUGCCUGCAGUCCCGUCCCCAGGGAAAGUGGGGUGGUGGGGGGGAGAGACAGCAGGAGAGAGAGGAACACCCUGAUUGAUGAUAUAAACUCUCCGGUUUCCGUGCGCUUCGCGUCCGAUCAGGCUCGGGCGGGCCUGCUUUCGCCUCUGCCGGUAAUGCCGCUUCAUUCCUCGGCUGCUUGCUCGUCCCGGGCGCGGCGGGCGCAGCAACUCUCGGGUGGCGUAGUGGAGAAGUUUGGGGCGGCUUCGCUGGCGGGCGAAGGGCGGCUGCAGAAUUUCGCAGCGGCCGGGAGCUCCCAAACGCAGAGUCAGUUUCCCUCCUUCCUGCCUCCUCCCCCGGCGGCUUUGCUUGUUGCUACUAGGUUGCAACUGGAGAGGCGGAGGCACGCUUUCAAGUUUUUUUUUGUUUUAUAGCCCUGGGAGUCGAGGGGGAGGAGUAAAUGCUGGGUCGUCUUGGUCAUGCAGCCGGGGACGGGGUUGCUGCUGGGUGCCUGUGGCCAGAUGUGCUGCUGCUGGGCAGCUGUGGGGUGGCCCCCUCGAUUCCAGUGGCUCCCAGAGGAGCGGAUGCGCUAGACCGGGGGCGCCCAGCGAUUCUGCCGCCGCCGCCUCCUCCUCCUCCUGCGCAACUUUUGCACAAGUCGCCCAUCGCCACCGACUUGGCGCGUAAUUGCGCACGGCUCCUGCUGGUGGUGGUGCUGCUGCUGCUUCCCGCAGCUCGACUCGAUCGCGCGCAAAAACGAGCUCUCCUCCGGACCUUUUCUUUCUUUCCUCGCUGUAGGUUGGAGGCGUUCUUCAGCAGCCGGGUGAGGGCGGGCGAGCGAGUCACCGAGAGCGAGAAGCGGCGAAAGGCUCCCGAUGGAGGAGGAAGAGGUGGCUUCGGUGCGCGACGAGUGGCAAGGGGUCGCUCAAAGGAGAAAGGCCUGGGCCAAAAGCAGAGACUCUUGGCAAGCGUCGGAGGCGGAGCGGCUCUCUCCAGAGGCAGCUGAGCCGGCGCCGGAGCAGGAGAUCGCCGGGGGGAAGUUGCCUUUGGCUGCCGAAGGAGGCUCUAUUCCAAACGAAAAGAUUGCAAUAUGGCUUAAAGAUUGUAGAACGCCAUUGGGAGCCUCCCUGGAUGAGCAGAGCAACGCAGUUCUAAAGGGCAUGCUGGUGAGAAACGGAGGAAGCUUUGAAGAUGAUUUAUCCCUGGGAGCCGAAGCUAAUCAACUGCAUCAAACCGGCGAGCAAAUGGAAAUCUGUAACGGCAUGUUGGCAAAGGACAAGAGGCUGCAGUUUCAUCAGAAGGGGAGAAGUAUGAAUUCCACUGGCUCGGGGAAAAGCAGUGCAACCGUUUCAAGUGUAUCUGAACUCCUGGAACUGUACGAGGAAGAUCCUGAAGAGGUCCUGUACAAUCUUGGAUUUGGCCGUGAUGAACCAGAUAUUGCUUCUAAGAUUCCAUCGAGAUUUUUCAAUUCGUCGUCCUUUGCCAGGGGGAUAGAUAUCAAAGUGUUUCUAAAUGCCCAGUUGCAGCGCAUGGAAGUGGAAAAUCCGAAUUUUGCAUUGACCAGCCGCUUUCGUCAAAUUGAAGUGCUCACCACGGUGGCCAAUGCAUUCUCUUCCUUGUACUCCCAAGUCUCUGGCACUCCGCUGCAGAAAAUUGGGAGCAUGAAUUCGACCGCUUCCAGCAAAGAGGCACCCAGCCCUCCUCCUCUGACGCGGAGCAACACGGCCAGUCGUUUCAUCAAGACCUUGUCUAAACUCAAUCUGUACGGGAGCCCGCAGGCAGGCGAAGGGGCCGGCAGCCCUGCCACCUCACCAGUCGAGAAGGGGAAAGCCGAAAGUGGGGCUGAAGAAGCGGAGGCGAAAAAUGAGCCCAAAACUCCAAAACACUUCAAAGCUUCUCUGCUAGCUACGGUAAAAGAGGAGACGCCAAGCAACCAGUCCACUGCGGCUGAGGGUCUCAAUGCUUCGGGAAUUUCUUCUGGCAUGAAUGCAAAGCAAGGAGAUGGUACUGUGCCUCCUGAAACCAAGGACUCGGUUGAUUAUCCAGAUGAAAAAGCUGCUGCUACAACAUCCAGUAGUGUCGAGAGUGAUGCGCUAGCACCAGCCAGUUCUGGGCUCGAAGUUAACGCCGAACUGCAAAUAACUCCUGCUCCCGUGUUGGAUAAACAGCCCUGUGCUUCAAUAGCCAACCCAUCCAUUGCCAAUCUCAUGUUGCAGCAGAAGGACUCGUUUGAGAUGGAAGAGAUUCAAAGUACAGAAGGAGAGAUUCCACAUGCUCUUAACAUGAGCCAGCUGGCUUUAGCCAAGACUAAAAAAGACCAGCUCUUACGAUCGGCAAGUCAGCAUUCUGACAGCAGUGGUUUUGCCGAGGAUUCUUCCACAGACUGCUUCUUGCUGAAUCAGUUGCAGGGACACGAGUCAUUGCAGGCCAUGGGAAGCAGCGCUGACAGCUGCGACAGCGAGACAACGGUGACAUCUUACAGUGAAGAACUCAAAACGCCAAUAGAUGAGCAGUCCUAUUUUAAUGAGCUUGAUGAGGAGAAAUUCCUCCGCACAGAAGUGGAGCAGCGGAAGAGGGAAGCGGUUUCUGGGAGCGACGCCAGAGAAGGUCGGAAAGUUCUAGAAGGCGAAACUGGGCAGGCUGAGACCAGAGGAGAUACAGAGUUUGGCCAAGGAGGGUAUAUUAGAAAAGAUGAAGAUGCUCUUGCACAGGAGGGAGAGUCUGAAGUGCUAGAAGAAGGCAGUGAAGAGAGCGACGCAGAUAAAAGCAGCGAGUACGAAUUUCCUCAGUAUAAAACGCACCAUAUUCUUAAAUCGAUGUCUUCUAUAGAAAGCAGCAGUUCAUCUCCUUCGUCCACUGAGCGGGUUAGCAUUGCUUUGCAAAGAGCCCAGAGGAGGAUAAGUGGCUCGUCUGAUUCCAGAGCCGGUCGCUCGCUGCUCAAAUCGAAAGACUUUCUUUUCAAGCAAAGGCAUCGGAUCUCUGAGUUGGACUAUCCAUUGAGGCGCUCCCAGUCUCUCCCAUCUGCACUACUGAACCCGGUGAAAGUUGUCUCCUCCGUGAAUGUCCAGCUCACUCCAGGAAAACAGACAUUUUGUAGCCCCCCAUCUUUUACUUACAAGUAUGACACUCCUGAACAGGAGGGGAAGGAGGAGCACACAGAAGAGAAGCCCCCUGAGGAGAGAGACGACAGUCCCCCCAGGUGCAAAUCCACACUUUUCAUUGCACCAUCAUCCCUUAGGAAAGAAGGUUCCCAGCCUGCAUUGAACAAGGCGGCGGAUGAACCGUGUCGGAGCAGAAUACAGAGCUGCCCUUUGCACCUCCCGGCUCAUAUGUCUCAGUCGUCAUGCUCGCUACAUUCCCUUCAGUUUGACUAUCCAGACAGGCCCUUAUGCGCGCAUAUGAGAACAUUCAGUACGCACAGCAUCCCAAGCACCCCUGGGUCGUCUUGCAGUGGUUUGCCUUCCCCGUUCAGCUGCCCUUACUCGCUGAGGCACGCUGGGCACCGGCGCCAAGCUCAGGCCAUGCAUUCGCCCUCCACGGUCGAAAUGCAGCUGAGGAGAGUCUUGCACGACAUCAGGAACUCUUUGCAAAACCUUUCACAGAAUGCUAUGAUGAGAAGUCCUGACCUCACUACAGCCCCUUACAGUACUCAGAGAUCUUCUAUUCUACCUCUCUAUGAAAAUACAUUCCAAGAUCUUCAAGCCGUGAGAAGGAACCUAAACCUGUUUAGAACGCAAAUGAUGGAUUUGGAAUUGUCCAUGUUGCGUCAGCAAACCACUGUUUAUCAGCACAUGACAGAGGAAGAGAGAUACGAAGCUGAUCAGCUCCAGACCCUGAGGAAAUCUGUCCGCAUGGAGCUUCAGGAAUUAGAAAUGCAGUUAGAGGAGCGCCUUCUUACUCUCGAAGAGCAGCUUAGGAAUAUUCACGUGUCUUCACCUUACAGGCAACAAACACCCAUGGGCAUGUAUGGGAGCAGAAGCACUGAUAACUUGUCGUGCCCUUCUUCACUGAAUGUGAUGGAGCCGGUCUCUGAACUCAUUCGAGAGCAGUCAUUUCUGAAGUCUGAGCUGAGGUUGGGUCUGGGAGAACUUGGAAUGGAGAUUCCGCCGGCUGACGGCUCAGAAUGUGCCUUUGAUCACGGACAUUCUGACUCCUCUUCAGUCUGUUCCAGCCAAGCCAGCAGAAAAGACAGUGCACACUCAUCUGAGAUGAUGGGGAAGGCCAAGCCCCAAAGCAAAAAAAUCUACCGAGCGUGUGUGGCCUUGAUGCCCUCUCCACCGGCAAGAGCAGGAACAGGGCAGCCUCCUGAAAGCUCUGAGGGACACACAACGUCCAGGUCGGAAGUGGAGCAGAAACUUGAAAAGAUCCCUCUUGUGCCUGCGGUUGAAGAAAUUCACAGAAGUGUGGAGAAUGAUGAACUGCAGCAAGUCAUACGAGAGAUCAAAGAAUCUAUCGUCGGUGAAAUCAGGCGGGAAAUUGUAAGUGGACUGUUAGCAGCUGUCUCUUCCCCUAGCAGAUCUGCUAACGCUAAGCAAGAAACGCAACCGUGAAUCGGUACUACAGGUUGGCAUGUGGUCCAGGGACACUGUGGAAUUCUCCUUUUGGAAGGCUAGAUGGGCGUGUCUGCCUGCACUCAGGAGGACAGAAGUGAAGGCUACUGUAUACAGUCCGUAGUUUUGUGCUGCUUAAUGUUCCACUUCAGCUCCCUCUGCUCCGAUUGGGACACUCUACAUCUUACUACUGCCCAUGAACCAUCUUCCAAGCCUUAAUAUUUAUUUGUACAUUCCUACGGUUCAUUUGUGCAUAGUGUCUUGCUAUUAUUAUUAUUAUAAUUAUAAUUAUUUCUUUGUAGAGGUGUUCCUCGUAAAACUUGAAGACUUCCUUGAUCUACCCCAGUUAUAAAUAGCCUAGGAUUGUCAUUGUUAUUUUAUAUAUAUGUAAAAACCCACUGACCUCUGUGAGGUAUUUAACUGUGCAAUAACUGAUUCACUCUGAGAGCUUGAAACAACUAUAGUAACUAUUUUCACUGCUGUUACCAAGUGCCACUUCAAAAGAGGAGAGUAACCUGUUGUGUUGUUGUUGUUUUAAAAUGGUGUAACUCUUGGGAGAAGCUAUUGUUUGCAAAGAGUUUAGAGAGCUAAAUGAACUUAUGUAAAACUACUAAGAAUGCUUACACCGAGAGCCCUAUCUUUGAGCAGUAGACACCUUUUAAAAAUAAAUAAAAAAUUCUGCUUCUUUAAUCUUUCUCCUUGGGGGCGUGCUUUGUAUUGUUUUAAAAAUCCGUAAUAUAUAUUAAUGACUUCUCAACGGUAUCAGGAGGCAGCCUUUUUCUCCUUUUAAUAAAACAAGUCUAGAAAACACUAGAGGGUUUUUCUAAGUGGAUAAUGCUGUUGUUGUGGGGGAAUCAGAAGGAAUUGUUCCCCUUUUUCUGAAGUUUUACUAUGGCCCAGGGAAAAUGGCAUGUAUCAGAACAGAUGAAAUUGUAUGUUGGCAGGGUUUUUGGUUUCUUUUACAUGUUUUUUUUGUCAAUGGGAUGCUAGAAACUCAAGGUUUAAUAAUGUCUGGAUUAUUGCCACUGGGAUUCCUUAUGUUUCUGUGGUUUUGUUUUUUAAAUGUGUUUUCAACUAAUAAAAUCAAGAUUGUGUUGAAUGCAUAAUCAAAACUAGUAAAACUAUAACUAUCUUUUAUGAGAAAAGUCUGUCAAAGUGCAUUUGGAAUGGACAUAAGGGCUUUCAUAUUAAAAGGGGCUGUUAUGCCAAUAAAAUAUUUAUUUUGCCUACAA